AGAACUCGCCUCACUCGCCAUCCAUGGGUGGAUGUUGAAGUUUACGAGUCGCUUACAAGGAUACCACGUCACGUACGGAUACGUGUUGAACCAUGUGGCAACGGACAUCACCCGCGCCAUGUGGUUUGGAGAGGGUUGGUGCACGCGCAUCAGCCCCGCUUGGAGAGGGCUGUCUGCCACAUCGCAUCGGAGAUGGACAUGAGGCUCCCCAUUUGGUUUGUCGGCGAGAACAUCGAGGAUAUGCACGAGGACGACGAGCUGGCAUCCUACCAAGAGACGAGCCUGCAGCGGCUGGUGGGGGCUUUCACGAAGCCAUCAGUCUGGCGAAGGGGAUCGACGAUGGGCGCAUCUCCUACGAGAGGCUGAAGAAUGACGCAAAGGCUAUGAGGCUUUUACUUGCGACGACGAUGUGGCUCAUGUGGAUGAGUAGGGAUGAUCUGUGUUCCCAUUUCGACGCGUCCUUGUUCGUCGAGCUCACCGCGAAGCCGACACUAGCGGUGUCCAUGCAUGGUUCGUUCGAUGCUCGUUGCCACAUUCUUCAAGCAACCAUUGUCGUCACGGAGAGGAUGGGCAAGCCCGCGAUGAUGUUGGCGGAGCUGCCUCUCUACAUCUCCGACUGCGCAUCCUGCAUCAUCACAUUCGAACAUGACGCCACUCUGCUAUCACCCAUGAACGUGGAAAGGCUGGACUGGUUGGGGACAGGCCCCUCGAGGACGAAGAAGAUGAACCUGCCGCACCGGACAGCGCUGGAGGGGGGUUAGGCAUGUGAAGCUGACGUGGCAAGACGAUGACGAUGGGUGGUUACUUGUGCCUCAACGUUUGUCAUGCAUAGUUUCCAUGGGUGUUUCAUGUGCAUCUGUCGGUUUCGCUCAGUCUUCGUGUUGGUGGGCCAUGCUUUCCUUUGAUUCAUCACUCCCUUUAUUGCUUUUGUUCAGGUUUGUUUCGUGUGUGUCGAUAAAGAGGACGUCGUUGUUUGUCUGUCACAACAGAUAGUUGAGAUGCAUUGGCCGAUGAUUUCGUGUGUAUGUAGGAGAACACCCUCAAUCGUUCACACAAGCCGACCCGCAAACAGACACGAACACACGCACGCGCAACACGAAAUCACGCAUGCACUUUCCCACGAUAUGGCCACGCACAAGCAAACACGAAUGCGCACGUGCAUGCUUGGGAAUCCGCUCCGCGCGCAACAAAAUGUUAUAACACAG
Molecule: messenger RNA, 1205 nt
Organism: Chara braunii
Lineage: Eukaryota; Viridiplantae; Streptophyta; Charophyceae; Charales; Characeae
Source: the annotation of a GenBank genome assembly